AUGUACGAUAGACGUAUGGUAGAUGUGUGGUAUACGUAUGACAGACGUAUGGUAGACCUAUGGGAGCUUCCCUGUGUGGUCGCAGUGAGCAGAGUGGCACCACAUUUACGAAGAGAGUCGCCAUUAUGGUGGCAACCGGCUGAUCCAGAAAUGGAGUUGUAUAAUCGAGCCCUUUUCACUCCCAAUCCUUUCAGGAUCGAGGUAAAUACAACCAGUCGUCAUAGAGUGGUACGGGAUAGUCUAACCAAAUUCAGCAAAGUCAUUCUGCUAGAAAAUCAGGAAGCAGCCACGGUGGCAAAGUUUUUUGUAACGAGAGUUGUUACUAAAAACGGAAUACUGGAGAAAGUCCUCACGGAUCAGGGAAUGAAUUUCACGAGUGAAACGACCGCGUGUCAUCCCGAGAGUAAUGGCGCGCUAGAAAGGUUGUAUGGGACGCUUGUCGAGUACCUGCAACAUUAUAUAAAUGAGACACAGGCAGAUUGGGAUGAGUUGCUCCCGUACGCGAAGUUCGCUUAUAACACGACGCCGCAUACAGCCACAGGGUUUACACUCUUUGAGCUAAUCUCUGGGUAUCGCGCCACAAUACCGACGGCACUGACAAAGCCGCCGAAAGAAACGUACUCUUACGAAGAUUACGCACAGGAACUUCAAGAGAGAAUACGCGCAACUAAUCAGAUAGCAAAAGAAAACGUACAGAAGGCAAAAAUACAGUACGACAAGAGUGCGCAUAAAAAAGAAUUCAGGAUGGAAGACCAGGUGUUGCUCCACGACGAAACCGCGCGCCGAGAAAGAUAA
Molecule: messenger RNA, 795 nt
Organism: Solenopsis invicta (red fire ant)
Lineage: Eukaryota; Metazoa; Arthropoda; Insecta; Hymenoptera; Formicidae
Exons: 4
Coding region: 1-795 (264 amino acids)
Biological process (GO): DNA integration
Molecular function (GO): nucleic acid binding
Source: RefSeq, a predicted model, not a curated record